CAGAAAUCCGGAAAAGGCAAAUAUUGUCAUGCCUCGAGGCCCCGGGAGACUUCGGAGGCAAUAGAAUGUCAUAGACUCUGAGCUCCUUCUGCCGUUGAACGUCAAGCUUCUCCACUUCUCGUGCUAGUCUACCCAGACGACCAUUGUAUUUGUACUGCUCUUGACGUUCCAGACACUCUUCAAGUAUGGCCACCAACCUCUACGAAACACUUGGCUUGAGCAGAGAUGCUACUCCAGACCAGAUUCGCAAGGCUUAUAGGAAGAAAGCCUUAGAAACUCAUCCUGACCGCUUGCCUCAAGGCGCUACUCCAGCGCAGAAAUCUGCAUCAGAGGAAAUGUUCCGUAAGGUUAACAACGCUUAUGAAGUCCUCAGCGACCCAGAAAACCGCAAGACCUAUGACCAGUACGGAGUAUGGCCUCCUCCGACUGCCCAGGAGAGUUACACUCAGGGCAACUGGCAACGUCCUACUAGACAACCCUUCCAAGAUCCAUUUUUUCAAGACCCCUUUUCCCAACAUCCAUUUUUCGGUCGCAAUCAUCAAGCAGACCCAUUCUUCCCAUCUUCACGUCAUCCUCACUUUCAGGACUUCACAGACCCUUUCAUACUCUUCAAUCGGAUGUUUGGAGAUCUCCACCAAGCAUUUUCAAGGGAUCCAUUCGGUAAUCCAUUCAGCCAUUGGGAUGAUGGUUUUGGUCGAGGGUUCAUGUCUCCAAUGUCCAUGUCUCCCAUCACGAGUUCACCAUUUGGAUUCCUCACCGGGGGAAACGUAAAUGUAUACAGCUCUUCUUCCCGUGGGGCACACGCUGGUGGCUCGAAUGGCUCUAGAUGGGUUUCUGAGAGCUACACAACCUCUACUGUGAACGGCGUUACUCACACCAAAGCUGUUCGUAGAGAUUCACAUGGCAACGAGCAUGUCACCUACUCAUUCCCGGAUGGUACUGAGCGCCGCCUGAUCAAUGGAACCGAGCAACCCUCGAACUCUCCCCCUCUCCCAUCUCAUCAUAACAAUCGUGCCAUCGCUGCACCGCCGCCAAGUCAAGGCCCUCCACCAUAUGAAGCUCAUGUCCCACCGCCAGCUGCAGGAUCUACGCGCUCAUUACGGAACGCUCAUUCCAGGUCCCGGAACUACCCACAGGCGCCUUACGCAUCGCAGUAUGCGGAUCCGAAUUCGCCUGGACAUCGUCAGAAGAACAAGAGCCGCGAUAGCGUUGACGAUGCGCGGGGUGGGUCUGCGUGGAACUCCUGGAAGUGAGUUACGAUCAAGAUGAUGGAAUUAUCUUUUAUUCCAUACCUGACCACUCAUUCUGAUUGCUUAUGGUUCUGUUUACUCCUGCGAUAUAUUUGUUAUUUGUAUGUUUUCAUUUUGUACCUUCAUCCACUGUAUGUUGUGUUCCAUUUUCUUACCUCCCUAUGGAGAACUCGGCCGUGUCUUACUGAUGUAAUAGGCCUGCUGACAAUGGAGGAACUAACUAUCUCAACAAAAUUUUCCAAAUUUCAUUAAUCAUUACAUAUCUGCGCCGUGAUAAACCAAUACUUCAAUCUCACUGCUCACAAC
Suillus fuscotomentosus is the source of this 1556-nucleotide messenger RNA. RefSeq lists its product as uncharacterized. Gene Ontology annotation, cellular component: cytoplasm; nucleus. The coding region runs from base 186 to 1253 and encodes 355 amino acids. NCBI's taxonomy places the organism in Eukaryota, Fungi, Basidiomycota, Agaricomycetes, Boletales, Suillaceae. Gene Ontology annotation, molecular function: protein-folding chaperone binding; protein folding chaperone. The transcript has 7 exons. The record is from RefSeq and is a predicted model, not a curated record.